ACACACACACACACACACACGGGGAACAGAGAAAGCGCGAGACUUCGCAAUGCGCACCGUAACACACCUCCGGAGCAGGGGAAUGAUGAACUCCAGUUUAUUACAGCAGAGGGUUUAGGAGAACCAGGAAACAAGUCUGGUCCGCACUUCCGCUACACACACACACACACGAUGGAGAAAACGCCAACACCGACCAACAGAGCGCGCGCCUCAGCGGCCACAGGAAGCUCGAGCCCGAACCACAACCACGCGGACCGGACACGGAGGACCACCGGAAGAGGAGGAGGAGGAGGAAGAGGAGGAGGAGGAGGAAGAGGAGGAAAGAGGCCUCAGCUGGAAGGAGUACUGAGCAAAUACACCAACCUGAUCCAGGGCUGGCAGAACAGGUACUUUGUUCUGGAUGAAGACCUGAACCAGCUCCAGUACUUCGUGAACGAACAGGGCCGGAGUCAGAAACCCAGAGGGACCCUCCCUCUGAUUGGUGCAUCUGUUACCGUGAGUGAUGAGGCACCACACAUGUUUGUCGUCAGCUCGGCCAAUGGGGAGCUCUUCAAACUCCGAGCGGUGGACGGUAGAGAGCAACAGCUGUGGAUGUCUCACAUUCAGUCCUGCGCCACAGACAGCAGUGUGAGGACACUGAAGGACACUAACGAGCAGCUGGGUGUGGACAAGGCAGUCAGUAGUUUAGACAUACAGGGUUCAUCACGUCGGAGUUUCUCUCUCCUCCCCUCUGCCUCUUCCUCAACCUCUUCCUCUCCGAGGCUGCAGAGACAUCUUCCUCACCUUCCUCAUCUGCCUCAUCCUCACAGAUCUCCUGCAGCUUCACGCCGGGCCAAACACACACAAGCUCAGCCCGACGCACUGCUGGGGGUCAGAGAGGUGAUCCAUCAGGUAGAGUGUCAGCAGAAAUCCCUCGUUCACUCCAUCGAGCUCCUCCCUCGGCGAGGGGGUGUGUCCUGUCUGGAUCAGGACCUGCUGCUGCUGAAGGCUACGUCGGCCGCCACACUGCGCUGCCUUGCCCAGUGCCUCAGUAUGCUACAGCAACACAGACACGCCCACAACCUGUCAGACCCCGCCCAGCCACAGGUCCCGCCCUCUGAGGAAUGUGAUGUGGACGAUGUAAAGACUGCGGGCUGCCAGGGGCCGAUGCUUAGCGAAGACCAAACCAACACAUGCUGAACUGAAUCCAUCUGUCUUACCUUUUUGUUUUUUUGUUUUUUACUUGUGUGAAAGGGCUAAAUCUCUCCCGGCAUUGUGACGUGUGUGUGUGACGUGUGUGUGACGCGUGUAUGAGAAUUAAACUAGAGCACUUUUCUUCCUAUGCUGGAGUAACCAAAGCAUGCCACACGGUGCCUGAGCGAGCUCCUUCACCAACACCACCAACCAUGUCGAAUGCAUUUCCUCUUGUCUGAUGUCCUGUAGGGCGUUUUCACACCUGUUUGACCGUCUGUCGAAUCUGAAUCAAAGCGUAAACCGAUUCUUUUGUUUCUUUUGCUAUUUGUUUUCACACUGCACAUAAUUAAAAUGAACAAAAAAGCUCAAUAAAAACCACGAGUGGAGUGCGA
Molecule: messenger RNA, 1565 nt
Organism: Ictalurus furcatus (blue catfish)
Lineage: Eukaryota; Metazoa; Chordata; Actinopteri; Siluriformes; Ictaluridae
Product: oxysterol-binding protein-related protein 10
Exons: 5
Coding region: 172-1179 (335 amino acids)
Source: RefSeq, a predicted model, not a curated record